AUUUGAAAUGCUCGGGAAUCCUUCUGGAGGGAAGAAGAGUGGGUAUCAAAACCCAUUUGUGGUUGGCCAGAGCCAACUUGACGAAGACAUUAACCAUCAUGUUUACCCAAAGCUUGAGGUACAAGAUAACUUGACUCGGAUUAUACAAGGUAAGGAAGAGAGUAAAGUUGAAAAUUUGCAGGCAGAUGCUUUCGGAAAUAUUAACCAUCAAAUUGCACAGAGAAUAAUUGGAACUGGUCAGAAUGACCUCAAAAUGCUCAAAGUCAAACCUGAGAAAGAUACUAAGCAAAAAUACGCCGCUCAUAACAAACAAGGAAAGCAUGACAAUAUUGAGUUCCAUGGUCCCGAAAGAUUUAAUAACAAUGAUUUCAUGUCACAAUUUCAUAAUAUUUAUUAUAACGGAGAAGCAGCCAGGGUUCAGGCCCAAGACCAGAGUUCAAAAAUCUCCGCACCAGCUGGAGGCUCUAUGAAUGCUUUACAAGUAGCAAUGCUAGAAGAUAAAAUCAAGGAAUAUGUUGUAGGUGAGCUUAAAAGCCUCAAAUCUGAAAUGCAUACUCAUCAAGGGAAGAACAUUAAAAAGCUACAAAGAAAGCAUGAUAAUGCUACUAGGAGGUUAGCCAAGGGAUUUGAUAAGAAGAUUAAGGACACUGAUUCACAAUUAAGGAUGAACAUUCGUGCUUCUAACCUCAUGGAAUCAUCCAGAGCCAUUUCUGCCUCUAAUAGCGUCUUUGAGAUGGCUCAGCCUUCCUCGAACCAGAAUAUGGGAGGUCAGAACAUAAUGGCAACAAAGCUUAAAGAAGAUAUUCAGGAAGCUAUUGCUGCUGAUUCAUUACUCUGAAAGCCUAUAGAAGGAGCAGAUGUCCCUAUUCGUCAAACUCAAUAUACCAGAGGUGGGGAUUUAGUCCUUGUCGAAGACCUAGAAUCAGCUCCUAGGCUUGAAACAAACACCGGUGGGGAGCCUUACGUAUUUGACCACCUUGAAGACCUUGUUGGUGAUCUCUACUCCGCUAUAAGAAACCCGAAUGGAUUCCAGUCAAAGCUGAACCAAAGAAAUUAUCUGGCUGAGGAAGAUAUCUCUGAGAUAAAGGCUCCUGUUGAAAAGAAGCCUGCCAAGGACAAAUCAAAGGAUCGACGUAGGCUAAACUCAAAAGAAAAGCGAGAAAAGAAGGAAAAAGAGCUGUUCGACACUAGAAUCGAGGAUGACCCUAAUGUUACUCAAAAACAGAGAGAUAAGACCAUAGACCUGAUGAUCAAGAUGUUGGGAAGGCACAUUGAAGAUGCUAAGAGCGAAGCUAAAGACCUCACUAAAUUCGUAAAGGAUACAGAAACUCGGAUCAAUAGGUUUAAUGACCAGAUCGACGAAGAAGAAGCACAAGUGGUCAUUGAUGACAUCAAGCGAAAGAAAGAUAUAGCAAAGAAGGAAAUGGACAAGGGAAUGAAGGAAGCUGACGAGGAGUUUGAAGCCAGAGAACCUCAAUGCGACGAUGCCCUGAUAGAUAAUGAGAUGUUACUAGCUGAAGUUGAUUUUUAUAUGAAGACUAAGAAAGCGGAUCAUGACGAUUCUGACCUUUCAGAUGAUAGUUCGGACUAUGAAUUCCAACCAAUUUCAAGAACAACUAAGAAGCCCAAAAAGACAAAGAAGAGGACUGGGACUGGCAAAAUCAGGGCUCAAGGUCGGCCUUUCCAGUCUAAUAAAAAGACUGGAAUUGGUAAGAAUAAGAGUAAGAAAAGAAGACCUGUCGUAGCAAAGAUUUUGGAAGAAGGCUGGGAUCCUUCUACAGCUUCUGCAUAUGGAAUCAAAGAAUCGGAUAAAACAAAAUCAACACCUCAAAAGAAACCUCGGGGAAGAGAUAGAGUGAAUCAAGACCAUCUUGAAAGGACUAAGAAUUUGAGGGAAAAGAGCAAAGAGAGUUUGAAGAGACUUAACAAGCUUGAUCAGGAGCGUCUCCAAAAAGUUGACAAGCAACUUAAUGAUGAAGUCUCUCGUGCUUUUGACGAUAUGGCCAAUAUUUUGGAAAAAUAUGACUAAAUUUCAAUAUA
Moneuplotes crassus is the source of this 2040-nucleotide messenger RNA. Lineage: Eukaryota; Ciliophora; Spirotrichea; Euplotida; Euplotidae. The record is from the annotation of a GenBank genome assembly.